Staurois parvus is the source of this 344-nucleotide messenger RNA. The record is from the annotation of a GenBank genome assembly. NCBI's taxonomy places the organism in Eukaryota, Metazoa, Chordata, Amphibia, Anura, Ranidae.
AUGGGGCCCCCGGGCAAUAGGGGAUCAUGGGGCCCCUGUGUCCUUGCCCAAACUCACAAAAGCCUAUGAAAAAGGUACCAGGGGCAUCUCAUGGGGCCCCAUACUGACCCUGGGCCCUCGAGCAGUGCCCAAGUUUCCAAAUGGUCAGUCCGCCCCUGGGUGCAGAACACUGGGAUUAUUCAUUUCUACAUUUGGACUCAUUUAUGUUAUCACUUAUGUUGUGACAUUUUGAGCUUGGCAAUUUAUUUAUAAUAUUUUCAAUUUUUUAAACAUUUUUUUACUUUUUUUUAAAAAAUACUUUCAUCAGAGUGAUGCAAUGUUACCAUAUUAACAUUGUACUACUC